This is a messenger RNA of Plasmodium fragile, 942 nucleotides long. RefSeq lists its product as uncharacterized. Gene Ontology annotation, molecular function: cysteine-type deubiquitinase activity. Gene Ontology annotation, biological process: protein deubiquitination. The record is from RefSeq and is a predicted model, not a curated record. The transcript is spliced from 5 exons. Bases 1 to 942 code for a protein of 313 amino acids. NCBI's taxonomy places the organism in Eukaryota, Apicomplexa, Aconoidasida, Haemosporida, Plasmodiidae.
AUGGAUGGAGGAGAAAACGAAUCGCGCAUCAGCUACCAUGAAUAUAAGAACAGGCUGAAGAAACUAACGGAGGAAAUAAAAAAGGAAAAGAAAAAAAAGACGAUUAACAAAAAUAAGAAUAGCGACAAUUUGAUAAAACUGGAAGAGGAACUGAGCAAGCUGAACGCCAUGUACAAUGUGGGGAAUGCGGAGGGAGGAAGCGAAAUGAAUAACUAUGAAGACAUGAACGAUGGUGUAGCUGCCACGGAGCUAUAUUCAUACAAUACAGUCUCGAAAAAGGCUUUAAGAAAUAUAAAAAGGACACAAAGAAAAGAGAUGGAGGUUGAAAAGAUUGAGCAGUCUAGAAGCAAAGUAGGGGAACUUGAAUAUAAUGAAUUGGCCGAAUGUUUAAAACAAGUAAAUAAAACUAUCCAUCCCAUCGCUCCUGAUGGGAAUUGUCUGUACGAAUCUAUUUUACACCAACUGAGACAGAGAGUAAGCGGUUGUACAUAUCACGAAGAAGACUUUUUGCAUCUCCUACGUGAGGAAAGAUUUUCUUUGGACAAUGUUAAUUUGAGGGACUACCAAAAGGGGGGUCCCUUUGACUUUAGCAUUUUCUCCGAUUUGGACCCGCAGGGGUUGAGCAGUGACAUCCUGCGCUUUAUCGCUGCCGUGUAUAUUUUGCAGAACGAGGAGGAGUUUGUUCACUUUGUGUAUGCGGCUGAGGAGGACGAGCCGGCUGCGGAUACCUACUUCUGUUAUUGUGAAGCUAUUAUCCAGGGAUGUUACGGGAGCGAAAUCGAAAUCAAUGCCCUUUCGAAAAUCUUGAAGAAGAAAAUUACGGUCUAUGAUGUAAAUAUGAAAAUCUCAUAUGGAGAGGAGUAUGAAACUGAGCUGUUCAUAUGUUUCCACCAUAAGCUGUAUGCAUUAGGAAAACACUAUAAUUCCGUCGUUGACAUGUGA